AUGGCAAGGGUAAAACAAGUGUCUACCAAACCUCGAAAAUUCAUGGGUGAUGCUAUGAAAGUUGCUGCUAGUUCCGAAAAAGAAAGAGAAGAAGGAACUGAAGUUGAGAACAGUAAUGAUGAAACAGAGACAGUGGCAGAACGAGCAAGAAAAAGAAAGGGAAAAGGUAUUGCUGGGUCAGAGCCCUCUGCGAAAAAGAAGAAAAUGGAAAAGGCCCCUGCUUUGAAACCUUUUGUGCAACAAAAUAUUUUUAAGCCAAAGUACAUUAAAUGGGAUUCAUUUUCUGACUUGCCUUAUGAAUUUGAAGAAUUAUUUACUUUUCAAGGCUGGAUGGAAUUUUCUGAGUUGAAUGAAUAUUAUUAUCCUUAUUUGAUUCAAGAAUUUUAUGGAAGUAUGAAAGAAGUUGUUAAAGGAGAAAGUUUUAGUGUGAGAGUUAAGAAGAAAAGUCAGAUUAUUGAUGUUGAUUUCUUAGCCUCUGUUUUAAACCUACCAAAUGAUGGAAAUAGGAUUGGAACCUUCAAAGAUUCUAGGAAGCUUGAAGGAUAUGAUGAGAAGGCAUUUCAAUUAUCAAUUUUUUCGGAGGGUACACCUAAAAAUGAAAUGACCAAUAUCAGUUUAGUGCCUCAAAAUUUUAGGAUUCUACAAUCCUUCAUUCGAUAUUUGCUCAAUCCUAGAAGUGGUAGUCACUCAUAUGCAAAUAGCCUUGACUUAUUUGACUUAUGCAUUAUGUGGCACUUGGUUAACAAAAUCAAAUUUAAUUUGCCAUUUUUUAUUUUUAAAGUGAUUGCUAAGUCUAGUAAGCAUAGAAGGUUGCCAUAUGCUAUGCCUUUGACUCUUAUAUUUCAAGCUAUGGAAGUUGAUUUGAGCAAAGAAAAGAAGUUUAGCAAUCCUAUCCCCAUUAAGGAGAUAUUCAAGACUGAUGAUGGUAGGAAAAGGAGUAAGAAAGAAGAGACUGAGAUUGAGAUUGAAUCUGAGUCAGAAUCAAAUUCUGAAACAGAAUCGGACAUCCCACUAAGCAAGUUGAAAGAGAGAAGUUCUAAGAUAGAUAAAGGGGAAAGCUCUAAGAAGAAAGAGAAAAUGAACCAAAGAACAAGCCAGAAAAUCAGUUCUACCCAUUCCUCCAAAAAUCCAAGUAACCAUACCUGA
Hevea brasiliensis (rubber tree) is the source of this 1146-nucleotide messenger RNA. RefSeq lists its product as uncharacterized. NCBI's taxonomy places the organism in Eukaryota, Viridiplantae, Streptophyta, Magnoliopsida, Malpighiales, Euphorbiaceae. The transcript has a single exon. Bases 1 to 1146 code for a protein of 381 amino acids. The record is from RefSeq and is a predicted model, not a curated record.